Porites evermanni is the source of this 19078-nucleotide messenger RNA. NCBI's taxonomy places the organism in Eukaryota, Metazoa, Cnidaria, Anthozoa, Scleractinia, Poritidae. The record is from the annotation of a GenBank genome assembly.
AUGGCGCAGCAUCAAGACCUCAAAAGAAAAGGAGGUGCUCCUGACCAUCAGGCAGCAAUAGAAAAUGCCCAGCCUCCACCUCUGAGUAUUGAAGUACCUAAAAUAAGAGAUCUUCCAAACAAGUCAAAACCAUGGAGUGAUGUCCAGCUUCCUGUUGACAUUCUCUUAUUGACAGUGGAAGACUGUGAGUUCUUGGCUUGUUAUACAUACUUGACAAAUGCCGUUAAAAGUUAUCAUGUGUACUUUGGGACAACAGGUGAAAGUGGAGAGGAAUCACUGAAAGUUGCUUUGAUGAGAUGUUCUAAAGGUUCUUCUGGUCCAAGUGGUUCUUUAGUUACUGUCAAAAAUGCAGUGGUGCAACUGGGACCCAAAGCUGUGUUUUCUAUUGGCUGCUGCAUUGGUUUAAACCAGAAAGGCACCAAAUUAGGGGAUGUGGUGGUAUCCUCUACACUAACAACUGAUGAAUUCACAGCCCCUGUAAGAAGGAAUAUUGCCAACCUGAUCAGAUUUUCAACUGAAGGAUGGAAUCCACCAUUAAAAGAUACAGCAGCAGGAGAACAAGUACAGGUACACCGUGACAGCAGCAUAUUGAGUGGCGUUAACGAGCCAGCCAUUCCCAAACAAUGCCGUAAGUCAGAGUCUCAUAUGAUUGCUUCUGAAAGGGAAGAAGAAGGUAAGAUAUUGUAUAAAUCACUGAUUUUAUAACAGUUAAUGUUGGGUCUAUGCAGUGUCCAGAAAUUGAAUUUUACUAAGUUGCAUAUCCAUUGUACCACAGUUCAUCAUUAUGGGAACAACAUGUGUUUGAACAUAUCGUAUUUACAUACAGCAGUGUUGUUAUUGUAGCCAUGUGUGACCAUGGCGUGUGACAUAAAACAGGCUGUCUUUCAAUAAUUACACAUAAUGUGAAAGAGUGUACAUAGCAGAUAACAAUAUAUGUUGGUGUAAUUGACAAUGGAUAAGAACAGAACAUUAAUAUACAUUAUGAACAACAAGGCUACAGAUUAAAAACAAUCGAUUCCAGUAUAUGAAAGUCUACCCCAUAAAGCUCUAGAUCAUAUUUAUUUUCACACUGCCUACCAUUUCUGCAUGACCAUGGGUUUUUGUUUUAUUGCGAGUAAAACACACACAAAAAAGAAAAAAAAUUACACAAAAUAAAUAAAUGAAAAAAAGAAAGAAAGAAAAAAACAAAUGGCAAACUUACACAUUUACAUGGUAAUACUAGAUUACAGCAGUGCUAAUUCCAUAUAUUACUGUACUUAGUAUGAUCUAUAACUAUUUUUUACUUUUUUUUUCUUUGCUUUCUUUGUGGUGACCAUGGGGUUGUUAUCAUGUCUACAAAUUCAGGGCUGUGCUCUAGCAGAGCCCGGUAGCCCCAGGCGCCUAACUUUUGCCCUCAGGCGACUAGCAAAACUCAGAUUUUUCAUACAAAUCAUAUGCUGGGCUAGAUUUUACAGUUUCAGAACACUGGGCUCCCUUCAAUUUUCCUUAGGGCACAGCCUUGAAAUUAAGAAAAGUUCAGUUAUUACUAUAGUGAACUUGUAUAUAAUGUCAAAGCAUUAAUUUCCAUGUUGAGAAACUAAGAAUAUUGAGUUAAAAUUCAGCUUUGUGUUUGUCAGGUUCAACCAUACACCUGAAAAAUCUCAUUUUGUGUGGUCUUUAUUUUUUUCUUUCCAUUUAUAGGACUGUUUGCUGCAGCCCAUGAUUUGAACCUUGAAUGGGUGAUUGUUAAAGGGAUAUCUCAUUUUUCUAAUGAUAGUAACACUCCUGAUGAGUCCUGGAAGUCAUUUGCGUCCAUCAUGGCAGCUUCUCUUGUGUCCAACAUGUUAAAUGAUCCAGUUGUUUUUAAAGAAUGGCCUCACUAUGAAGGUAUUUCACAUCUCUGUUCUGAUAUAUUAUUAAUAGUGACAAACUUUCUGUUCAGGUAAUUCUAUAAUUUUUGAUUUACUAACAUUUAAAAUGGUUCCAGUUUUAGUGAAAAAAGUUAUUUAAUACAUGGACUGCCACAACUUCUCUAAUGUAUAGUAUUGCUGGCCAGUACUUUAAUUGGAGGUACAUGUAAUGGCAUGCACAGUAGAAGAUAUACUGUUAUAUAGUCUUUCAACCCCUGCCUCCAGUUCUACUCCACACCUUGUGUAAGUUAAUGUUGACUGUGAGUGUAGCAAUGACAGUUGCCUUCCUAACAAUAUCUGAGGAACUUAUAAUUUCACGAAAAAUAAUUUUCCAAGUUUUCUGAAGCUUGUGCCUGAAAAUUUGCUAGAAGGAGAUAAAAAACAUGCACCAUAUUACUGACUUGACACAAACAUUGAAAUAAAAUUGUGUUAUAUUUCAACCCUGGAACCCGGAUUAUUUUGUCAGUCAAUUUAAUUGAGGGUGAGAUAUGUCCCAUAUACAGCUAUUUUGAGAAAGGUUGGCUUUUGAAGUUCAUGCAACAACCCCGAAAGGUAUUGUGGGUGGUUUUGAGUUCACUGUUUUUCAAAGAAAUUUGAAAGAAUGGCAGAAGAGGCCAUGGACAUUAAGUCUGCGAAUGCUAAAGGAAAGGAACAAAAGUAGAUUCGACAGGUACAGUGUCAGGAACAGUGUAUUGAGCAUAUCCUAGAUUGUCGUAUGCACAUUUUUUCUGACAACCUUUCUCAAAAUAGCUGUAUCAGCCCUGACAGUGCCGUUCCACAUUUCUCUUGUGAGCAGAGUUUGAAGUCUACACUCUUUGUGUUCAGGGGCAAAUGAGGAUUGAUAAUUUACAGUAUGUGCCAAGACAACAUUAGGCUUGUAGCGGCAGAAUUGGAAUGGGAAAAGAUCUUUUCUGUUUAAAGUUUGGCCUGUACAAUUAGUCAGGGAAAUGAAAAAUCACAGAAGGAAAAAUGACUUAUGAUAAGGAAUUAUCGGGAUCGGAUCUAGGAUAAAUGUUGACCAAUUUCCUAAAUGGGAACUGAAGGCAAAAGCUUCUAUGAAUUGCUGGAAGCAUACUCCUCUGAGAAAUUUUCUGGAUUUAAACUCCCCAAAGUCCCCUUUCCUGGGUUUCUGAGUAAUUCAGACAGCAUAUUGGCCAGUUCCAUGCUUCUCUCUUGAUGCAGGAGAGCGUGUCUAAUGCCAGUAAAUUGGAAAAAUAAAAUUUGUCCAAACCAUUUUCCAGUUACACAAGGCUGUGCUCUAAGGAAAAUUAAAGGGAGCCCAGUGCUCUGAAACUGUAAAAUCUAGGGUGCCCAGCAUAUGAUUUGUAUGAAAAAUCUGAGAUUUGCUAGUCGCCCGAGGGCAAAAGUUAGGCGGCAGGGACCACUGGGCUCUGCUAGAGCACAGCCCUGGUUACAACUUUUAAUUCGAAAGUUUUUUUUAAAUAGUUAUCAUGAAAAAUCUGACAGAUUUUUGUAAACUGGUGUGGAUCUGUGCCUGAUUCUAUUGUUUAAUGUUAACUGAGGUAUUCAGUUGCUGCUAGUGCACAUACUACAGGUCAGUGAUGGGUUGCUGAUGGCCAGCACAGUAAAUAUGUAACGAGAACAUAAAAACAGCUAACUUCAAAUAAAAUAUAUCUUACCAAAUAUUUUUUUCUGACAUUUCACAGACCUGUCAAUGAAGAAGCAGCCUGCAAGUCAGCCCAAAAAAAAGUUACCAGGUACCAUUCUAUGGAAUCAAUAAUACCUGAGGAAUAUUAAAUAACAGACUGAAGUUUGUAACACUGAUUAGACAAUUUUUUGAGGAUUGAAUGCUGAGAUUUCAUGAAUUUAUUAGUAAAUGCAAAAAUGUUGUAGUUUUAAUGCCUUAUUUAUGUGUACUGUAACAUAACUAGCAGAUGUUUAUCAACUAGUUGUGUUGUUUUCACCAUGCACAUGUUUAGCCCCCCAGCAGACGUUCUUAGGGCUUCGUAACCCAUGGGGUAUGUACGCAUAACAAAACCCUAAGAACAUCUGCACAGGAGGCUAGUGCAUUUUCUGUAGGUUGACUGUUCUGACUGUUUAAUAUGUUACUCAAGCCAAAAGCAUUUUAUUUAUAUAUUUUUGACUUAAGGAGGUUCUUUUUAUGUAAUUAAAACCUUUUAACAGAUUCUGUAUGCCUUGAGAAGUGCCAGAAACGUCUGAAAAUGAUUUAUAACGCAAAGAGCAAAGUCAGAAUCAUUCCAUGGGACCAAAGCUCUGCUGUUGAUAUUGAUGAGAUGUACACACAGUUGACUUGGCUUAAGGACCACAGGAAACCCAGUGGUGUGACACAAAACAAACUUGAAAGCUACACAGAGAUAUUCAACGGUGGAAAGCGUCUUUUGGUUUAUGGCAGGCCAGGUAUGCACUCUAAUGUUUUUUUUAUUUCGAACACUGUAUGCGGAAGAAUUUAAAAAGUACGAAGUGAGGUACUCAACGAAUGUUUAUAUGGGGAGCCUCCGCCCUGAGGUCCAAACCAUUAGCCUUUCAUGUACCAUUUUUCACGAAAAAGGUACCCCUUUCAUAUACCUUCUAUUGACAAAUGGUACCCCUUUCACAUACCUUGUUUGCGACUUUGGAUCCCUUUUAACUGCUGUAAAUGCACUGUCCUUUCAGUAGGAAUCAGUCACAAAAAUAGAAUGUUUUCUCGACUUUAUAAGCCAUAAAAUUCAUCUGUGAGCCCUUUUGGGCCCUUUUCACUGACCCAAAUGACAGAUUUCCCUACUCUUUAUUAAUAUACUUUGACUAGUGAAAUCCCUACCCUUUCAUAUACUUGAAGCCUGAAAAAGAUACCCCUUUCAGGCAGAGCCUCCCCGUAUAGGCCAUCUUAGGUAGUACCCCCCUCCCCCGGGAUAUUUCAAACGAUUCUUGUCUAACAUUCCUAGCAUCAUAAUCCUUCUUCAGUUGAGUGCAUUUUAAGACAUCUGAACAGAUAAAUAGUUUUAAGGGCUGCUCAAAAUUAAUCAACGAUUGUUCUCAAGCAUGGAGAAAACCAUUUGAUUCACUUCUGACCCACUUUGACACAUUCAGUCGUAUGGGUGAUCCUGCUCAAAUUCCCAUGGGCAAGAAUAUCAUUUCCUAGAGUCCAAAAAUAAAUACAUACUUAAUGGCACUCAUACCAUUUUCCACGGUCUGAAAAUAAACAAAUUCCAGUUCUUAUGCUUGUCAGGUACUGUUUCAUGAUUGAGUAUUUUUAAAAAGUUAGUAUUUGGUUAGUGCUAAUAAUCAUCUUUUAAACUGUAUUUUCAAUGAUUAUCAGGCUCAAAACUCUUGUUUCAGAAGUUAUUGUAUCUAUUAAUGUUUUUUAGAAGUACUUGAAUCAGAAAUUGUUUUUCUAACUGUUGUUCAUUUGUUGUUAUCCAGGUAUUGGUAAGACUGUUUUUACCAAGAAAGCCGCUUUUGACUGGUCCCAGCAGAGAUAUCAAGAAACGAUAGGAGCCUUUGAACUUGUCCUUCUGAUAAGAUUACGUGAUGUCUGUAAUCUCCAUGAUGUUCCAUCCAUUUUUAAGGCCUCUCAGCUGCUCGCCAAUGAUGGCAAAAUUUCUGUUGAUGAUCUGUACGGCUACGUUCUUAAUCAUCAAGAAAAAGUCUUGCUUAUCUUGGAUGGCUACGAUGAGUACAGUGCAACGCAUCAAUCGCCUGUUGAUGAAAUUUGGAAGAGAAAUCAACUGAGUGACUGUUGUGUUAUAAUCACCUCGAGACAAAUGACAACUGACAAGUUGAGAGAGCCCAGUGAUGCCCAAUUUGAGAUUAACGGAUUUGACGAUAAGCGCCAGAAAAAGUUUGCUCGAAGAUUUUUGAAAGAUGAAGAUGAUGUUCGAAAUUUCCGUAUCUACUUGAGGGAACAACACCUUAAAGACUUGGCGGAGAUUCCACUUCUUCUGCUAAUUUUGUGUCUACUCUGGAAAGAAAAAGAUCGCAAAGAACUACCCAAGAAACGCGUAGAAAUCUUCAAUCAGUUCGUUAAGACUUUGUUUCAUCACAUGCAUGGAAAACAGUCUGCUAAAUCGGAGUUUAACAUUGAGGAUUACUCAGAUGAAUUAUAUGCAUUAGGGCGCUUGGCCUUUGAAGCUCUCAUGGAUAAUUGUUUGUACUUUCCAAGAAGUGAAUUACCUAGCUACGAUCUGAUCGAGAGGUUGAUUGAAGUCGGCCUUUUUCAAGUUUUGAAUAUGUCAAGUUUGAAUCCUGAAAAAGGUGUGUAUUUCAUCCAUAAAUCCCUGCAAGAAUACCUUGGGGCAAGUUUCCUGAAAGAAGAGCUGAUAUCUAAAAAGAAUGAGAGUACAAAUUCCUUAUCAAAGUUGGACUCGGUUGAAAAGAUCCUCAAAAUGAAUGAAGUGUUAAAAUUUGCUAGUGAGCUGUCAGAAGAAGCCGCGCGCGAGAUUGUGAUUCAUCUGAUCAAAAUGGCGGUGAACGAAGAAGGACUAACGAAGUACACCUUCCACAGCGAAGCACCGUCAAAGGAGGAUUUUUCAGAAGACCAAAGAAAAUUUCUAACACUCUGUACACAGUUGUUUUUCUACUGUUCAGCUGAGACAAAAAGAAACCUCUUUCCUACAUUUCUUUCCUCUUUUAGAGGAGUUCUUUUAAUUGAAGCAGACCAGCUAAAUGAUCUUGUGAAGGAAAAGUUAGUUAAAACUACCGUAAACGUGAAUUACGUUUUUUUCCCUUAUAACAAAGAGUAUUCAGAGCAAGACUAUAGAAAUUUAACAAUUUUAUCUGAACAAUUAAACGCUGUCAUUGUAAGUUGUUCAGGAGAAAAGAAAGCAUCAGAAUUUUUAAGCAACUUAACGUGGUGUCCAGUUGGUGAAUUUUUCCUAAAGAAAGAAGAAAACAACGCUCACCUGUAUUUUACACAAAUUAGUACAGGUGGAUCCGGUUUUCUUGCUGAUGAUAUAAUAAAGGCAUUAAUAAGUAAACAAGAGACAACAGAGAAGACAAACAUGAAUAGUGAUGAGUCAAGUGAAGAGAGCAGCAGCAGUUGUUGUUCAAAGCGUCAUGGUCUCUCCAGGGUUCAGAGGAUUAAAGCUUGGAAAGUGAGCAGGUCAGAAGUGGAACAGCUGAUUGAGAUGAUGCCGUUUACCACCGCUCCAUACUGGAUAUGGGUGUGGGGUAAACGCGGUGAAGUGUUUGAUGCUGAGGUAACAGAGUCUCUGCUGAGGAGCAUCCCAAUAACACACAAACUGGAGGAAUUAACACUCCAUCGUAUCAAUGUAACACCAUCACCUGCUGUGGAGUUCAUCGACAGUUUAUUUAAAAAAGCUACAAACUUAAAGGUGCUCGACAUGUCAUACAAUCCUCUUCUAGGUGCAGGAGUAGACAGCUUGAUUAAACAUCUCAGCCGCGCUCCUCACCUGGAGACACUGGAGCUUCACAGAGUGAAGAUGACUCCACAGCAGGUGAAGGGUCUGUCAUCAGCCAUCAAGCAGCACGGCAACAUCACUGUACUGGAUUCAUCCUACCACGUAAGUUUUCCAAUUUUAUCGCAAUUUGUUUCUUUAUUCUUUGUUUACAGUUUAUUUCUACUCAGCUCUUGCCUUUCGCCAUUUUCCUUUCUUUGUUAUUUUUAUACUCGACAAAACACGAGAUUUACUUUUGAAAACAAAUCCCAGACUUUAGCAGAUUCAAAGUAUCGUUUGAAAUUCAUUUCUUUCAGUUGACCAAACUAAAUUCAAAACAAUGUUUUAACCGUGAAAUUUCUCUUCGAGUCUGGUUCAACUCGAUGUGAGCUCACUUAUAACAAAUACUGUGUUACAUAUAGAAAACAAAAAUUCCACAAUAUUAUAAACUUCGGAAUCAAUUUUAAUUCAUUACUUUUUAUAAAAUGAUGAACUGCAAGCAUAAAGUCAAAAUAUGUUCAGUUCAUGUUCAAUUCAAACAAAUAAUUUGCAAAGUAAGAGAAAGAAAGGUUAACUUACAGUUUCACUUUUAUGGCGAAGAUUUCCUAAAAUCAGUCAAACUCAAGAAAAGUUUGUUUGAGAGUCCAGAAAAUGAAGAAGUCUUUUCAGAGGUGUCCUUUUCUUUGAGUGUUCUUUGCGUGUCGUAAAUGCGUGUCUUUGCGUGUCGUAAAUGACCUUGCUCAGUUACGUUGGCUUUUUUAGAUAACUUUCCACAAAACAGAGAAUUCCUCAGGGACACUUUUGUUCAAAUGUAACGCCAUACAUUUUAUGUACAGGUAAUCACAUGAUUUCGAGUGCAAUUUGGAAUAAAUAAGCACGAGUAAAUUUUUUUAAAGGCUAUCAAAAUUACGGGCGAGUGCAAUUUGUGGUCUUUGAAAAAAUUUACGAGUGCUUAUUUAUUUCAAAUUGCAGGAGAAAAAUUAUGUGAUUACUUAUUAAUAAUAUUCAUGAAAAAAUUGCGAGAUAGCUUUAAAAUCUCUUUAAUAGGGAGUCAACCCGCGUAAACUACGUGCAAAAAUAAAUUGUUCAAAUGCUGCAAAUAUCAUCACACGUGCAGUCAAAACAACAUUUUGCUUGAUGUUUUUAAAGUUUGCGAGCUGCAGGAACGGGCUGAACAGUUCAUGGAAUUGUUCAAUGUGUUUGAAAGAAAGAUUCUGAGUUAUUACCUCGAGUUUUCCGCUCUUCCAGAGAAUUUCUUCUUCCUCCUCUGAUACUUGCCGAGCUUUGUUUGGGCGCUUACCACGGCCAGCCAAGCAAAGCUGUUUCGCUUUGUCCUCCAACACCUCUUUGGACGAACUAAAUUCUCGGUCACGUACAAUGGACAGGGUGCAGCCUUUGUUCUUUAAGUGUCUAUCAAGCGAUGCCUUCAUUACUUACUUCAUUACUUUCCUUACCUACGCACCAAUUCUUCCAAAAAGAGAGCCAAAAACCAGUGCUUUUCGCAGUGUUUUCGUUUUUAGAGCAGUUUUUCAGCGCCUCUACUAUACAGUACAGUUGUUUAGGUCGCAAAAGCUUUUGUGCGGUUUUUGCUCGAGACUGGUCCGGAGCGGAUCCAAAUUUUGCGCCAUUUAGAUGGCGCAUUUCAUUGGCUCUCAGUGAAAUCCUUUGUUUAUAAGCCAAUCAGAAUGUCACGUUUGUUACUCUUUUCUGCACUCAAUUACCUUUUUUCUGCACUGUGUUACCUAAAAACUGCAUUCCUCGUAGCCAAUCACAAUCGAGAAAUUUUUUCAUGUAUAUUAUUACGUAGGUAAUUGCACUCCACUAUGGUAUUAACUGUCUAUUUUUGUCGGCGACAUGUUUUUUACCAGCUUGACGACAAACACUAUGGCGUUAGCAAAUCCUGCGUCGCUUUGUUUCUUCAAUUGAUAAGUUUUUAUCCUGCUAGCCUCCACAAAUCCUUUGACAAAUUCUGCAAAUUCCACAGUAAAUAAGCCGAAUCUUUCUCUCACUGACGUUUUACGUUGUUUUCUAAUUCUUUUUAGUCCAUCGUAAGCAUUUUUGCGUUGAAUUUUUUCGUUGAAGAACAAACUCAACUUAAGUGACAACAAACUGCAAAGUCAACAAACUGUCAUUCAAAAUGGUGUGAGAGAAGGCUGGUGACGUGGUAACAGCUGAUUGGUUAAAUUUAAACACAUGAAAUGUUCCUGUCAAUCACGAUAUGCCACGUGUGGCAUUUUCCCGCCUUUUGUUUGCCAAAAAGCCAGCGUUCGCGCCUUCCUGCAUUUUUGUAUUUUUUGGUCGGUGCCUCUGACCCUAAAGUACCCUGGGUGCCAGAGGAUUUUUUUUCCUGUUGUUUGCGGCGAAAAUUGAGCGGCGAAGCAGCGAUCGUGACGAUCACGGCUUCGUCGCUCAAUUUUCGCUGCAAACAAUAAGAAAAAAAACCCUCUGGCACCAGUGUAACCCUAAACAUGGGUGCAAAAAAAAUCAGAAAUAUUAGAUUGGUAGAGGAAAUUGAAGGUCAACGAUUGAUUAGCUGUCUGUCCUCUUUUUAAAAUUUUGGGAGCCUACAUUGAUUAUUUGUUUCAGACGUAUUUUCUUCGGAUAAUUGAUAUGAAAAGAAAAGACCAAAAUAAACACUUAGAAUUGAAUAUAAAGGCAGCCAGGGCAUAUUUUGUUCCCCAUAUUAAAUAUCGCAUGUUAUCCAAUUAGGAUAAUUGGGAAGUUAAUUGGGAAGUCUAGGACGGUGACUGCGCGUGCUUGACAGAGGUAUCCGCUCAGUAUAGCCUGUGUAUAGCUGCUCUCUCCCCUCAGAAAAAUCGCCCCAUUCUCCGAUUUUUAUAUGGGAAUUAAAUUCUGGCAAUUUGAUAAGUUUCCACUUUACAGAGGGCGGCCGCUUAACACAGGGCUGCGUGAUAGAGAUUUGAAUGUAUUAGCCUUUUCAUGCUGUACAUGCGUUGCACUCACGCAGUCUGAACUUACUGAAAGUGAAGUUAUCACGUUUCUUUUGUUUACCCCCCUUGUUCACGUUUCAAUGAAAUUAAACCAUAAGUGCAACGUCAAAUCUUACAUUAAUUGUUUUUGUUGCAGACAGAAAAUGGCGAACCCCUCCCUGAAGAUAAGUGGCCAUCGGAGGACUACUGGAAAAAGCGGUACCCGGAACUAUUUCCUGAUUCAUCAUCUGAAUUAGAGGACGAACAGGAGCAGGUGGGUCAUAGACUCAGGGUCAAAACACCCAUAGUUUUGCCAUGGUUUUUUAAAAAAUCCAUUUCAGUUCACCUGUGUGAUUUGCUUUAAAAAAGUUAUACUAAAACUUCAUUGAUUGCACGUGCAAAUCUGUUCUUCUGUUGAUCGGACAUAUUCAAGGAAAACCGGGCUUUCCUUGAUCAUUGGACGUGUGAUUUAGCUUUCAAAUUAAGCGGCAUCGUCGUUUUGCUCGUCAGUGUAGCGGGUGUCAGUCGUUUAGUUUAGUAAGUUUAAAACACAAUGCGCAGCUGAGAUAUUUUGAGACUCGACCAUCUUGUCAGUUCUGCUUCAUCACCUCUUGUUCUCUUCUAUCACCUGUACAGAUUCUAGAAGAGACUCACCCCAGUGUUCACGGCUCACCAUUCUUGGCUCACGAUCCCGACACCGUAGGAACAUUCCCAGUGCCUCCCGAUCCUGCUGGUAAGGUUUCAACUUCAACUAUUUUUGAUUAGCUUUUUUGAACAGUUCGCAGCACCAAUGCGACGUUUUACACAAGUCCAUUACGGUCAAACCUCACUUAACUCUCAUCUCAUCUCAUUCAUGAUUGAAUGAACUCAUCAGGAGCGGGAGUGUUACUUGUGGGAUUCUAAUUUCUACCUCUUACUUUCUACAGCCGGUGUGGUUUUAGCGGAAGCUCCGACCCCUGCAGAGCAUGGAUCCAGCCACGGUCAGACAUCCUUCAGUGGGUACCUCCCUCCUCAUGUUGAUCCCCAGCAUCACUCCUUCCCUGAUAUCCACACCCAUUAUCCCAACACCCCGUCCACCAUCUUUACACCUGGAGGGUCCUGGAGAUAUCCCUACCCCAGUGGAUCUGGUCUGUCUACUGUUACACAGGGCGAGUCCCAUUUGGAAUGUUUGUCCGUUAAUGAGGUAAUGGAUCUGGAUUCAGAGAGCUUUUCUUUUAAACAUAAUUAAACAGUGGUUAGGAUUUGUCUUUACUAAGACUGUUUUUUGGUAACAAAGUUGUUGAUAGCCGGUUGAACUUAAAGUCCUUCGCUGUUCUGCAAGAGUUUUUCUUGUGACGAAGGCUUUAAGGAGACUUGUCAAACGGUAUUCAUCUUCAUUGAGGAUGUUUUAGUGAUGCCUCGCUUAUUUUCAGACAGGAUGAACGUAAGUUUAGAAUUUAAGGUUUGUUGAAGUGAAACUGUUCACUUCAUUUAAAAUAGAAGUUGUAAGCAAACACGAAGCCUGAAACACGAGAUCGGCCUAAAAACCACAUUGCUCUUACCAGGAUUCACCGUUCAAAGCUAAUGGUUGUGUUGUGAAGUAUUUUGAAAGUUAUUUUUAAGACGGAUCUAUCUUAACUUUUGAGUUUAGUUUUUGUUUCAUUAAGUAUUGUUUUUGUCCACGUACUGUUUUCCUGUUUUGAUCUUUUGUUUUUACUUGUACUUGAAGUUAUGCUUAGCUCGCGAAUCUACUUAUUGCCAUAUUAGGAAUGUUACAGGUGGUCGUGUUUGUGGUGUUAGAGCUGACCUUCGUUCUUUGGUAAUUAUCAGCUGCGGCUGUGCGUAAGCUAAUCUAUUCCCUGACAAUAGCAAACCCGUUGCAGUGUUAGCGAUAAGAAAUACAAUAGAAACUCUUCCGGUCAGCUAACCCAAACAUGUCCAGCUUUGGCUAUUAAAACCGUUACUAUACUUGAACUAGUGCAUAGAGAAAAGCAGGAAAAGUAGGGAGAAGUAGUGUAAGCAGAAGUUGUAAGAAGAUUAAGAAGAAUAAAGCAAGAUGUAAAUCAGAUUCCUGGUACCUCGUCGUGUAGCGAGCGAGUUGCUCGAACACACCUCCACAGUUGCUAGCCUCAAUGACAUCGAAAAUAGAUUUUUUGGAACUAGUAGUUUCCAUUGGAAAGUGAAGUGCUGCGAGUAGUAAAGCUAAUGCAGAAAGUUAAUUUACAUUUCAUUUACACUUAGUUGGCAUCACUUGCAGUUCAUUUCGAAUAUACAAUUCGGAUUAUUCAUGUGUGAAACUAAUGGAGUCAAAUAUGGCGAGGGAAUUUUCGCAACUUUUCAUGUAACGCAAUAGUAGCCUGUCGGAAAUGUGCAUGUUACGCAAUAGCAGCCUGCGAAUACAGCUCUCUCUCCUUGCUCCCCGUCGCUAGGGACGUUUCCCCAGGAGGGACGUUUUGCGGCAAGGAGCGAGACUGAUGACCAUGAUAACGUUCAGAGCAUGUGAGUGAAAGACUGAAUCCGCCAUCAGGUUCAAUACUGAACUCGUUCAUUUGAUACGCUUCGCGUAAUCACUGGUUAAAUUCGCCUUAGAUCUUCGUUUCUAUCGUGUUUAAAACUUUUAACUAGUAAGGGUUGAUUUCCAGUGUCGCGUAAUUUUAACGUACGUACGUGCCGAAAAUUUACGUUCGCAAAUAAAAUGGAGGCAAUGCAUGGAGGACCACUCGUAAGCGUGAAAGUUCAACCUCGCUCAACGUCUCGUUUAAGCUCAGCACUUUUUAUCUUGCCUGUAUUUUAUUUACGUGAUUAAAAUUUACAUGCGUUAACGUGCGUAGCCAAAAACGCGUCAGUGAAAAUCAACCAUUUUCACUAUCGCGCAAUUUUUUUCCUGCAAACGCAGAGGCUCAACUUUCACGUUUACGCGUGACCUUUCAUACAUUGCCUCUAUUUUAUUUACGCGCGCAAAAAUUUACGUGCGUUCGCACGUAAAAAUUACGCGACAGUGGAAAUCCACCAUAAGGGAGAAAAACAUCGCCACCUUUCCAGAAAAGCUUUUUCUAGUUAGGAGCUUAAAAUAACUGCAGCGUUUGAAAAAAUACAACAAAGCCUAAAUAAACAGUUAAGCCAAAACACUGAAUUUAGUAUUUACUGUAGAGUUCCAGGAAUUGCUUCAGAUAUAUCUGAAUAUAUUCUGAGAAACGCAUCGCUUCGCUCGCGAAAACGUUACUUUUUGCACAGAACAGGAUUUCUCCGCUUUAAAUUUUUACAUCUCACUUUAACGACGGUUGAGUGUUUUAUAUGAUACAGUAUUUACUUUUCCCUGGCAACGAUAAAAAGAGCGUUUUCUUUCCAAAUCGAUUGGCUGCGACCAAAAGGUCCUCGAUUCGAGGGCCACGAUAUCGAGGCAAAUUCGGUGAUAUAUGUGCUUACUUACAAACUUACAAACAUAUUCUCAAAAGAGGCCCGCUUCGGGCACAGACAGUCACGUCCUCAGCCUGAAUUAGUGGGCUUCGCAGCAAUAAUCUUAUUGUGGUAUGACAAGCCAGAAGCGUAUUUUGCGAAGGAGGGUAUAGAUGCACAUAGAAAUAAGGAUUGUUGAAAAUAAUAAUACUACACUUCACUGGGUUAUCCUAGAAUCGCUGUACACAAUAAUGAUCGAGCCAAUCAACUGAAGAUCAACAUAGAUGUGACUUGGUUUGUGAUUUGUUACAGGAUUCCCAAGGGAACCCCAAAUCUGAACAUGAAUGGCAAUCAGAGCCUGACCUUAUUCCUGAUUCAUCAUCCGAAUCAGAGAUGGAACAACAGCAGGUGGGUUAUCAACUUUUACUAAAGUAAAGAAAAUCAUUCCUUUCAAUUUCAUUCUGUUGAAGCGUAAAGUGUUGUUCUUCGGUGGCAUUUCAGAGGUGUUACGAAUACUUGCCAUUAGGCGCAACUCGGGGCAUGGGAACUAAUAUCACUCAAUAAUUAACAAUUAUACUACCUCCUCGUAGACUUUCUUGGAAACUUUGGCCUAUUUCUUGGCACAGUUUAGGAUAUAAAACAGAUGUUUUUUCCGUGCAGAUACUCCUCAAACAAUAGAUAUCACCCAUCGAGCAAUACGUUUUGCGUAUUCUUGGAUUUCCUUCGUUCAAUUUUAGUCAGAAAUUCAACUACUUCGUCGUCGAUAGCCGUGAACUCCAUUUUUUUUAGUCCACUAUUGCCCAAGCAGACUUCCAGGCAAAUAUACCAUUGAUCAGCCUCGUUUCCAAGCAAAUAUGCCAUUGAUUCGAUGGUAUAUUGCUUGCAUCUUCCAAAAAAUGGGAAGCGCCAGUUGGUUGUGAAGAAUUAGCCGGGGGAUUGGAGCCAAUCAGAAACGGCGAAAUAAUUUGCCUGAAUAAUAGAUGUUGCGGUCAAACCGGGAAAAACCGUGAACACCAGAAAUAUUUCUGGAAUAUAAUUGUGUUGCAAGAAAAAAGCCAAUCAGGCGUGAGAAAACUAAACCGCGAACAACAACGUUUACAAGUUUGUGUUUUUAUGGCUGGUCGCGUGUCUUGAUCUUUGCUGUGAUUGGUCGUGAUACAAUAAACAUGCCUGAAAUAUUUCAAGUGUUACGGUUUCGCCGCUUUCACUGUAACGACAAGUCUGGAUUUCAUGUCCGCGCUUGUACCGACCAUCCUCGGAGACCCAAGGGCAGUCAGUUGGGUCGAGAGAAAAGGCGCGACGAAAGUUUUCCCGAGGAUGGUACCAACAAGUCAGCUUUCCUAAUACCAACAUUAUGUAUAUACUGACAAAUAACAUUUCAAAGCUCUUCUGUUUUUAACCACAACUACAAUUUUUAUUGUGCUAGGGACAAUUUUGGCGCAUCGGCUGAUUUUAAAAGGGACAAAUUGUCACGCAAGCGCAAGACGUAUUUAGUAAAUCAAUAGCGGCUUUAUGUAAAUCGCUACUAGUAGUACGGCGACCGGAAGUUCCUAUUUGCUUGAUCAUCCAUGUCAAAAUUCCAUCAUCUUUUGGUUUCUUUUCUACCACUCGCACAGAUUACGGAAAGUAUUCUCCCCGGUCUACUCGACGCACCAUGGUUGAAACACGAUCCAGACACCACAGGAACAUAGCCUGUUCCCCCUUAUUCUGCUGGUAAGUUUUCCAACUUCCCUGUUGUUGAUUGGCUAUCAGCACUAGUACAACGUGUUACACAAGCCCAUUGCGGUGAAAUAUCACUUUAGUUCAUGUGAUUUCAUUCAUGAUUGAAUAAAAUCGGAGUAGGAGUUUGUAAAACACUGUUCGUUCAGAGUCUUGAAAUCUUGAAAAAGUCUUUUAAUUUGCAAAGUAAUUUUCCAGACCUGGAAAAUAGAGGUAGAGGCACUCAGUCUGGAAAAAUCAGGAUUGAAAUUGUUUACAAGGUGGAGUCAGCGGAGUAAAAAACUUUAGCUCGCUUCUUUUAGCCGAUCAAAAGCGGGAAAAUAGAAGAGAUCCAAAAAUACUGAUUACCAACUAAAUGGAUAAAAUGGCUCAUAUAUUCCUGAUAUACCGCCACAUUUAUCAUGACUUUGACUUACAUUCAUAAAAUGGUGCCAAACGGUUGACAUCUGUCAAUCAGUAGGAUACAAAAUGGCUUCCCAAUAGCUUGACUAUUUAUUUUUAACCCUUUAAACCCUAAGAUCAAAAUUUGCAUUCUCAUUUGUUGUCCCUACUCAUUUCCUACAGAAGUAGUGGGGAGAAGUUGAUAAAAUAUCAAGCAAAUUCAUACUUGUGUUAUCAUGUCCAUAAUUCUCAUGACCACUCUGUUUCACAAAGCAUUGAUAUUACAAGGAGAAAUUUGAUGCUGAUCACUCUUAGGGCUUAAAGGGUUAAAGGAACCUUUUUCGCGCUUUUGACAACAACACAGUCCAACUGCAUAAAAAGUACCAUUUUGCACUUUUGAUAGGAACGUUUCUAACCGCAAAAGGUACCUUUUUAGCGAUUUUGAUGAGAUCGCUUGCAACCGAAAAAAAGGUACCGUAUUUACUCGAAUGAUAACCGGGGGCGAUUAUUAUUUUUUUUCGCACAAAAUACUGAUAGUUCCUCUUCGAGAGGAUCAAUAAUGGAGAUCUUGAUGAAAACUUUUAACUUUAUUUCUGUGGGAAGAGGCUUUUUUUAUGCAUUUUAAUCAAACGCGACUUGAGUUGUAGCGUGAGGCUUGCCCGAAAAAUGACAUUCAGUAAAAACCUCAGCGCUGAUACUUGCCACAAAUGAUGUUACCAGUCAGUGUGGCAUAACAUUUACUUUGACCUGGUUCGGGGACUGAGAUUCUCCCUCUUUGUGAUCUAGUAUUCACUGACUAAAUAAACAGUUCAUCUUUGCGGAUUGAUCGUUUCGCUUAUCAUCUCUUGUUCUCUUUUAUCGCUGCACAGACUCUGGUGGAGACUCGCCUCAGUGUUCACGGCUCACCAUUCCCUCCUCAUGAUCCCGACACAACAGGACCCGGAUUCCCAGUGCCUCCCGAUCCUGCUCGUAAGGUUUCAACUUCCUUGAUUUUGAUUGAGUUUUUUAAAACGAUCUGAGCACCAAUUCAACGUUUUAUACGAGUCCGUUGCAGUCAAACGUCACUUCAGUGAAAGUUAAAAGUGGCCAACGUCCAAAUUCGACAAAAUGUCCGAAUUUUAGUUUUUAAAGUGCUGAAAAAAUUAGUACCGUGUGAAAGUACUGCUAAAGAGGUUUCAUUUGAAUGAUCACACAAGAGCGUGAUUUCUUUCACUGACUUUUUAAGACUAAGGUGCAUUAAAAAUUAGCGUACAUGAUGACCAUAAGUCUGAAAUCCGUUGUUAUUUCUGUACCAUCAUAUUACUUGUGGGAUUCUAAUUUCUAUACUUUUCUCUCUACAGCCCGUUUGGUUUUAGCGAUAGCUCCUACUCCUCCAGCGCAUAGUUCCAGCCGCAGAACCUGUUGCACCCUUCUGUGAAAACCCCUUUCAUCACAUGCAGUAUCCAUACCAUUAAUCCUCUUCUGAUAUGCGCACCCAUUAUUACGGCACCCUGUCCACCAUCCUUACGCUUGGAGGAUCCUUGAGAAGUGAUCUGUAUUUUACCAGUGGUUCUGGUCUGUCAGCAGUUACACAGGACGAGCCGAAACUCGAAUGUUUGUCCCUUGAUGAGGUAAUAAUGGGGGAUUCAGAAUGCCUGUCUUGGAUAUUGUUAUUACACAGUAUUUAGAUUCAUCUUACCAGGGAUGUCUUGGGCAGCGCCCAGGCACGGUGCCAGAGUACGGUACUUGCUGGGCACUGAUGUGAACACACCCUUUUUUCAAGUACCCACGGCAGAAUUUGGGCACCGGGUCCGUACGUGUACAGUGUUUUUGUUUAGUUCCGGGGCAAUCCACUGCUUUGUACUCCCUGCUAUGCUCAAGUUUCAAAGUGGCGUCUGACAANUGAAAGGAAAGUUUAUAAGACGCAGCUAUGUUUGGCUGCGAGAGCUCAACAUCAAAUACUUUUUCUCUGUUGUUCCCUACAACAACAACAACAACAACUUUUAUUCAGAGUCCGAGGUGGAAGUGUUCGUUGGUGAGGUAUUGAAAGGAGUAAUGAAGGCAGAUUCUCAAAGCUUUUCUUGGACAUUCGUUUUUAAAACAGUGUUUAGGAACCGUCUUAUUUAAGGGAUACCCUAUACUAAAAAGCAAGAUAGUAUUUGCAUUUUAUAAUGGGAAACUGACAAAACUGAGAGCUGAUGAGAAAACGUAAAAGCCGAAGAUGUCUUAUUAAGGAUUUCUUUGUAAACAAGUCAUUUUCUCGGGACAAACUUUUUGAGGAAAUUUUUCGUUCUCUUUUUUAACAUGCAGAGAUUCUUGCGGAGUUCCAGUGGGACACUCGGCCCAGUACUCAGGAUGCGCCGUUACACGACCUCAGUGGAGCCGUUGGACCAGUUCCAGUUCCUCUCGAUCCUGCUGGUAAGGUUUUUACUUACCUUUUCUCAUCCGUAGUACAACUAAAACAAAAUAAUUUCAUUGGCUUGUAACGCAGUGACUGAAUUAAUCAGUGAUGUGAGAAUACGAAAAAAUUCCGCGUAGUGCUUUCGUUUUUCAUUUGAUUAUCUAAUUCUUGACACAGUUAUCAAAAAAAUCAGGUCCCACUUUUUCAAUAGUUAUAGACGCUUCCAUAUCCAGUGGCUACGUGUCAGGAAAGCCAAUGGCGUUAUCCAUUGGCUGGUUAUUUGAUCUGAUUUAUUCAGUGGAUAGCACUGUCCAGCUGUUAAAAUACUGGGCGCUGAAGGUCUGUUGAAGAUCGAAAAAAUACUCCUCGUAAGACAACUCUCUCAUAGUCUGCCUUCUAUAAUCUCCCAAGUGGACAUUUUCCAUGUCGAAUUCAGUGGGUUUUGCUUUAAUUUCCAGUUCAGGCUUCCCCGUCACUCGCCAUCUUUUCUGUAUAUUUCCUCUCAAUUCUACAAACUUUAGCGUGGCAAAAACAAAUAACUCAAAUCAAACUGAAUAACGUCAAGAGAUCACGAGAAAUGUUCUUAAAGACCAUGUGCCGGUUAUGAAAACAAAUUUUAGACGGCGUUUAACGAAACCGCCUUCUAAGUCUUUUUUUCUUCUUUUAAUUGCAAUGUGCAUGCCCUUCUCCGACCUGAUAUCUAAACAUUGUUUGGUGUCAAUAGGGUAAGAAAACUAUGUAUCUAUUUAAAAAUAUUGGGGGUCACCGUCUCUUAAACUAGCGCUGUAAGUUAACCUGUUUUAAUAACAAUCGCUUUUUAUCAUCGUACUACUUGUGGGAAUCGUAAUUCUCUCCUUUUUUCACUACAGCUGAUCCGAUGUUGACAGGAGCGUCUAUUACUACAGCACAUGGAACGAUCAUGGUCAGGCACCUGUUGAACCCUUCAGUGAAAACCACGUUCACAUUCAGUAUCCCCAGCAUUACUCCUCCCCUGUUAUCCAAUCCCAUCAUCACAGUACCCCGUCCUCCAUCUUUAUAUUUGGAAUAUCC